Molecule: messenger RNA, 2396 nt
Organism: Lutra lutra (Eurasian river otter)
Lineage: Eukaryota; Metazoa; Chordata; Mammalia; Carnivora; Mustelidae
Gene: THEMIS
Product: thymocyte selection associated
Exons: 6
Coding region: 135-2126 (663 amino acids)
Biological process (GO): T cell receptor signaling pathway
Source: RefSeq, a predicted model, not a curated record
ACCCUAGUGGGACUCUAGUGCGACAUCCUCGCCUGCCCGAAGGAGGAAUGAUCAGCAGGGACAACAGCUGCAAACAAGUGACACCCAGAAGGCAGGAGCUUCUGUAAGUGCUUGGACUGUGCAAGACCCAAGCCAUGGCAUUGUCACUGGAAGAGUUCGUUCACUCCCUUGACCUCAGGACGCUUCCUAGGGUCCUAGAAGUCCAGUCAGGCAUCUAUUUUGAAGGUUCCAUUUAUGAAAUGUUUGGAAAUGAAUGCUGUUUGUCAACAGGAGAAGUGAUUAAAGUUACUGGUCUCAAAAUUAAGAAGAUCAUAGCUGAAAUUUCUGAGCACAUUGAGGGUUGUGAGUCUCUACAACCAUUUGAGCUGCCUAUGAAUUUUCCAGGUCUUUUUAAGAUUGUGGCUGAUAAAACUCCAUACCUUACUAUGGAAGAAAUAACAAGGACCAUUCACAUUGGAUCAAGUAGACUAGGGCAUCCUUGCUUCUAUCAUCAGAAGGAUCUAAAGCUAGACAAUCUCAUUGUAAAACAUGGUGAGCAAAUCAUGCUCAACUCAGUUGAAGAGAUCAGUGGAGAAAUAAUGGUGAACUGUGGAGUGGUAAGGAAUCAGCAGAAUCACUCAUUUACUUUGCCUUUGUCACAUGAAGGAGAAUUCUAUGAGUGUGAAGAUGAACAUAUUUAUACCCUAAAGGAGAUUGUUGAAUGGAAGAUCCCAAAGAACAGAACACGAACUGUGAAGCUUACUGGUUUUUCAAAUAAGUGGGACUUAACAAAUCCAUUCCCUAAAGGCUUUUAUGGUGCUCUGGUUCUCAAGCCUGUUUAUGAGAUUCAAGGUGUGAUGAAAUUCCGAAAGGAUAUAGUUCGUAUCCUCCCCAGUUUAGAUGUUGAAGUCAAAGACAUUACUGACAGUUAUGAUGCCAACUGGUUUCUUCAGCUGUUAUCUACACAAGAUCUCUUUGAAAUGACCAGUAAAGAGUUCCCCAUAGUGGCUGAAGUCAUAGAGGCACCUCAGGGAAACGAGCUGCCCAGAAGCACUUUACAGCCUGGGAAAACCAUUGUGAUCCACAAAAAGUACCAGGCAUCGAGAAUCUUAGCUUCAGAAAUUCGAAGCAAUUUUCCUAAAAGGCACUUCUUGAUCCCCACUAGUUAUAAAGGUAAAUUCAAGCGGCGGCCUCGGGAGUUCCCAACUGCCUAUGACCUUGAGAUAGCAAAGAGUGAAAAGGAGCCUCUCCACGUGGUGGCCACCAAGGCCUUUCAUCCCCCUCAUGAUGAGCUAUCAUCUGUAUCUGUCGGGGACCAGUUUCUAGUGCAUCACUCACAGACGACUGAAGUCCUUUGUGAGGGAAUUAAAAAAGUGGUGAAUGUUCUGGCCUGUGAAAAAAUCCUCAAAAAAUCCUAUGAGGCAACACUGCUCCCUUUGUACAUGGAAGGAGGUUUCGUAGAGGUGAUUCAUGAUAAGAAACAGUACCAGAUUUCUGAGCUCUGUGCACAGUUCCACUUGCCCUUCAACGUGAAGGUAUCUGUGAGAGAUCUUUCCAUUGAAGAAGACAUUUUGGCUGCUACACCAGGACUGCGGCUGGAGGAAGCUAUCACAGACUCUUAUCUACUCAUAAGUGACUUUGCCAGCCCCAAGGAGUGCUGGGAAAUUCCUGUCAGCCGCUUAAAUAUGACUGUCCAGCUAGUUAAUAGUUUUUCUGGGGACACAGGAUCAGUUCUAGUCAGGAGUCUGGUUGAAGAGAUCACCGAAGAACAGUAUUACAUGAUGCGAAGAUAUGAAGGCUCUUUUUCCCACCCCCCACCUCGCCCUCCCAAACAUCCCUCAGUGGAGGAAACAAAGCUUACCCCGUUCACCUUACCAGAAAACAGGGCUGUGGGUCUGCUUAAGUCUCCCAAGAGUCUCCAUGUAGACAUAUCCAAGAAACUGCGCUCAAAUCAAGCUGGCCUGGAUUCAAAAGUACCAGUUGGUUGUCAAAGUGCUUUGGCCGAAUUGGAGAAAGAGAGAAGCAAGAGUGGGGCAGCUCAACUAGCAGCGCCCAGUGUAACCACAGAGAAUCCUUUCUCAAUUGAGCAAUGUUGGCAAACUCCUAAAACUCAUAGGCCAAUUUUCUGUUUUUUCAAAAAACAGUGAAUAAUUAGUGGUUUUCAUUUGGUAUAUGAGAACAAUAAAACUAUUACUUUUAGUAAAUUCAGUCCUUUGAUAGGAAAAUCAAGAGAAUGCAUGCCUUAGGUUUGGUCAUUAACCACCUGGGUCUUUCUAGGGGACAUCAUCUAUAAACAUCUCUAACUUAAUACAAAUCCUUUUAGGUACUUCGCUUCCAGGGCUAUUGCUAUUGAAAAGUGUUAAUCAAUGUCAAGUUCAUCUGUGGAAGAUUUUGGAAGGUUGAAAAUAAAUUUUCUA